Esox lucius (northern pike) is the source of this 4285-nucleotide messenger RNA. It is a transcript of the gene nod1, whose product is annotated as nucleotide-binding oligomerization domain containing 1. Gene Ontology annotation, biological process: regulation of apoptotic process. Lineage: Eukaryota; Metazoa; Chordata; Actinopteri; Esociformes; Esocidae. The transcript is spliced from 12 exons. The record is from RefSeq and is a predicted model, not a curated record. The coding region runs from base 491 to 3622 and encodes 1043 amino acids. Gene Ontology annotation, molecular function: protein binding.
GUCUAAAAACCAUAUCGUUAUGUUAGCAAUCUGCUAACUAGCCAAUGAUUGGUAGCCUAUGUAGAUAUGAUUCUCUCCAAUUUAUAAAAAGCACCAUGCAACAUUUAUGGAGAAUCAAUGCGUUCUGACUAAUUGCGAAGCUGCACAAAAUGUUCGGCUUGCGUUCUGCUUUGACGUUGUAGGUGUGAUCCUUUCAAAGAGUGUGCCAUUCGAUGGCUUAACAUUACUGGAACGCGCUAAUCCACCAAACACGCGUGAAAUUUGGAUUGCAACUUUCCCUUGUCAUCUGUAUUCUCACACCAAAAAAUGAAGGAGUGCCUCUCCAAACGUGUUUAUUUGCCAGGUAAUCUGGAUUUUAUUCAUAGCCAGUGCCUAUAGUGCUACUUUCUUCCCUCACUAUUGAUUUGGUAAAAUGUCCAUUAGUAUCCAGUUGUCCGAAGAAAAAUCAUCGUUUCCAUUCCGUUUGCAUGCCAAAAGCUUAUAGGCGAAUAUGCGUUUUGGUUUCACUUCCUCAAGGAAAGACCCUAUAACAAGCCCGUACAGUGUCACUGUUUUCUAUUCUGUCGACAUUAGGCUACCUUAUACAAGUCUAGCUGACACGUCUACUCUCUCUGAAAAAAGUUUUGUUAGUAUCCUGUCCUACGAUUAUUUCCACGAUAUAAGAGGUCGAUUUGGCUGUGAUCUGUGGUUAAUUUUCCCGCGGCGGUUAAGGAGUGCAGAUAAAAACAAUGGUAUCACUGCGUCAGUGAAGACCGUUGAAGACAUGCAUAUGGACUCCCUGGCCGAGGAAGCCGAUUCAGGAAAAACAAGCAGUGUGUCAACUGUACAGCUGCUCACCUUGCACCGUGAGCGCCUGGUCUCUCAGGUGAAGAGCACGCAGUGCAUUCUGGAUAACCUCCUUCAAAGUGGCUUUCUGUGUUCUGAGGAUGCAGAAAUUAUCCUGCGCUCACUCACCAAGACAGACCAGGUGCGUAAAAUCCUGGAGUUGGUCCAAAGCAAAGGGGAGCAGGCCUGUGAAUACUUCCUAUAUAUUCUACACAAAGUUUAUGAUGCAUACAUUGACAUCCAGCCAUGGCUUAAAGAGAUCAACUACCAGCCCUCAGACUUCAUAAAAGACUUACCAGUGAAGAACACAGACCCUAUUAGUAGGUACUCUGAGAAGCUGAGGCAUGAGCUGGGCAGAGACACGCGUUUUAUUGCCUCCUAUGCACGGCAAGAGGAGACCCUGCUGGAAGAGCUCUACAUUGACACCUUGAUGGAGCUCUUAAAUGACCGCAACGAGAGUCUAGGUCACCUGGAAGGACUGGAGCAGCUCCUUGGAGAGCAGGGUGUUUUCAAUCCCCAGGCUGAGACUGUGUUUGUCACUGGGGAUGCUGGGGUGGGCAAGUCCAUCCUCCUCCAAAAGCUCCAGAGGAUGUGGUCCAAGAGGGAGCUGGAACAAACAGGUGCCAUGUUCUUCUUCAAGUUCCGUUGCAGGAUGUUCAGCACAUUUAAGGAAGCAGAUGAACUCUCACUUAGGGACCUGCUGUUUAAAUACAAUUGCUACCCUGACCAGGAUGCAGAUAAUGAGGUAUUCAGUUACAUUCUUCGUUAUCCCGAAAAGGUUAUUUUUACUUUUGACGGCUAUGAUGAGAUUCAGGGAGACCUGGACCUGGGCAACAUGCCCGAUGUGGUUUCUCCAGAGGUGAGGACUCAUCCACUUUUGAUGCUUAUUAACUUGCUUUGUGGAAAGCUGCUCAAGGGUUCACAGAAGGUCCUGACGGCUCGGACAGGCACAGAAGUCCAGGGCAGGGUUAUCCGGAAAAUGGUGGUCCUGCGUGGGUUCUCCCCGGCCCAUCUCCAGAGUUACACCGACCUGCACUUCAAACAGCAGGAGCACAGAGACCUGGUCUCAGUGCAGCUGAAUGCUAGCCCCCACCUCUGUGGUCUCUGCUCCAUCCCCCUUUUCUGCUGGAUUGUCUUUAAGAGCUUCAAGCACCUGCACUCAGUUUAUGAUGACUUUGAGCUACCAGAGGCUUGUGUGACCCUCACUAACAUCUUCCUUCUGCUGUCUGAAGUAUUCCUUAGCCGGGUGUCUGCUCCCCCCCCAUGCCUCCUAAAGAGAAGCACCAGGUGCCCUGCUGAUACUUUCAGGACAGGGCUGAGGCUUCUGACAGCCUUCUCUAAGUUAGCUCUGUUGGGCGUGGAGAGAGGAGGCUUUGUGUUCAAACAAGAGGAGGUGGCUUCCUGUGGCCUGACUGAGGAUGACCUUCAGGUGGGUUUUGUUCGAACAGUCAGUCAGUACGAUGGCUGUGGAAGCCCUGCCACCUAUGAAUUCUUGCACCAUACGCUGCAGUCCUUUCUGGCUGCCUUCUCCCUGGUUCUGGAUGAACAGUUGGCUGUGAGCUCCAUCCUCAAGUUCUUCACCGAGUGCAGUAGGAAGAACACCUCCUGUCUGUUAUGUGUAGUCCCUUGCGUUGGUAGUUUCUCCAAACACAGAGGAAAGGACCAGUUCAAGACCAAUGAGCACCUCCAGUUUGCCAACCUCUUCCUGUGUGGACUGCUUUCCAAAGCCAACGCAGCCUUGUUGGAGCACAUGGUUCCUCCAGUGCUUCUGAGGAAGAAGCGGGCAGUCCUCAAGUCCUACCUAUCGACCAGUGUGAGGUCCCACCUUCACGGCCUGCCACUCCACUGCACGGAGCAAGAGGGCAGCAAGGUGCAUGUCCUGCCGAACUUCUUGUGGAUGCUGCGCUGCAUCUUUGAGUCAGGAAGUAAAGACGUGGCUCAGCUGACAGCGAAGGGCAUCACAGCAGACUACAUUAAGCUUAGCCACUGUAAUGUGUUCUCUGGUGACUGCAGUGCCUUGAACUUUGUGCUGCAGCACCGGCGGAAGAGGCUUGGGGUUGACAUGGACAACAACAACAUCAGUGACUAUGGGGUCAAGCAGCUCAGGCCUUCCUUCAGUAAUAUGACUGUGGUGAGGCUCUGUGUCAACCAGAUAUCAGACAGCAGCAUUGAGGUACUGGCUGAGGAGCUGAUCAAAAACAAAGUUGUGGAGGUUCUGGGGCUUUACAAGAACCAGAUCACAGACAUUGGAGCCAAGCGAAUCGCUCAGAUCAUAGAGAAAUGUCAUAAGUUAAGAAUUGUGAAGCUUGGUAGCAACAGAUUCACUAGUGUGGGUGCAAGGUAUCUGGCCAAUGCCAUUCAGAAGAGCAAGUCUGUCUUUGAAGUGGGAAUGUGGGGUAACGUCAUUGGUGAUGAGGGUGCGAGAGCAUUUGGAGAGGCCUUGAGGAAUCAUCCAAGUCUUACAAACCUCAGCCUGUCAGCCAAUGGCAUCACUUCGGAAGGUGGUAGAAGGUUGUCCGAAGCACUAGAAGACAACACAGUGCUUAGAAUCUUCUGGUUGGUUCAAAACGAGUUGUCAGAUGAUGUAGCACCAGACUUGGCAAAAGUGAUUAGAUCCAACAAAAGUCUAACUCACCUCUGGUUAAUCAAUAAUCAGUUGACGGUGGAUGGAAUCCGACAGCUCUCAGAGGCUCUCUCACAAAACACGUCACUCAAAGAGAUCUGUUUAAAAGGAAACUGUAUUUCUGAAGAGGAGGAGAAGCAGUUUAUGUCAGAGGGUAGACUACGCUUCCGAUAGAACGGAGCUGGCAAGAGUUUGUGUAUAUGCGUGCAUGGAAAUUGGUCAUGUCUGUUACCAGAACAGAUCUUUUUGUAUUUUACAUUGUAAAUAUUUAGACAACUGUAUACAAGUUAGGUGCAUGUAAUGUGUGGUUAAUAGCCUUGAAAAAUGAAAUCAUUUUCCACAGCCAUAUUCUCAAUCAUUGACUACUACCUAGAUAAAACUUCGCUUUGAGCACUUUCAUUUAACCACAAAAUGUCUUAGCCUAUGUUAUCACUAUGCAAAUCAAAUGAAUUUUUAAUUGCUGUAUUGACUUUCCCCCACAUAACAACCCAGCACAGUGUAAAUAUAUUUCAUUAAACUGAACUAAUGUGGUGUCGUAUAUGAAUGCUUGCCUGAAAAUGUAUUGGGGACUAAUGAAUAUAGCUUAUUAGGCAAUCAUAUGAACACACAAACAGCGGAAAGUAGGACAUUACACAACUUCCACAUACUUUCUCAAUGACGGUUCAUUUACUGCAUAUUAUACUGAAAGUGAAACGUACACUGAAGCUAACACAGUGAAAAGACAUGAGCUCCAAAAGCUUUGCUCUUUUUAUUUCAUGUUCAGAACACAUUUUUACAUUAAUGGAAUGUUGUAACGUAUGUAUGUCUGAAAUGUAAAAAAAAAAGAGAAACGAAAGC